This is a messenger RNA of Rhopilema esculentum, 2110 nucleotides long. RefSeq names its product transmembrane protein 181. Gene Ontology annotation, molecular function: toxic substance binding. The record is from RefSeq and is a predicted model, not a curated record. NCBI's taxonomy places the organism in Eukaryota, Metazoa, Cnidaria, Scyphozoa, Rhizostomeae, Rhizostomatidae.
GUCCUUGGUCAUUUAGGAAAACAGAAGAGAGUAGUUUCAGCGUGGUACCAUGUCAAUUUAGAAUUUUUCUUAUCGCUUUGGUUAAGAAUCGACAGAAGUAUCAUGGCGCACCCAAAACUGAGGCAGCUGGAAUCGUCAGUGCAGAUGAGACUAUACACACUUACAAAGAGACAAUUUGUUCUUGUCUUUGUGGGAUUCUUUUCUUGUUUUGUGAUUACUUUCAUAAUUGGUCUUGCAGGCCCCCCUAUCAUCAGUCAGAAUACCCUCACGGCAAGACAGCUGGACCCAAAAGUGAAUCUAAUGACUGGGCCUUUUAAAAUGGAGUCUGGAAUGCUCACAGUCUUCAACCAACAGCUGUGGCUUUUGUGCAAAUUGCAAAUAAGUGGAUUACGGAAAAAAGAAUUUACAUUUGAAAAGCAGUUCCGUGUUUUUGUGAAAAUCAUGGGACGAAACAAACAUACGAGCAGCUACAAAUUAUUAUCGCAGUCAUUCCAUAACAGGACCAGAACCAUUAAGUGUACUGUCAAGGGUUGCGAACAUUUUGUUGUCCUUCAUAUAAGCAACAUAGAGCAUCCUUCUUAUCAAAUCAGCAUCAGAUUCCACGAACUUUCGUUCCCUUCGGUGCUUAAAGUGCGAAAUAUUCUUUUCAUGUUCAAAUAUUACAAUGCUGAGUUCACGCAAAUCGAGAUAUGGUUUCGUUUUGCUUUCUUGGUUCUCUCCUUCACAGUAACGUGUCUUUUCGCUCACACGUUGAAAAGAUUCCCCUUGAGAGAAUGGACGAUCGAGCAGAAAUGGAUGUCUUUGCUGUUGCCGCUCUUGCUUCUUUACGAUGAUCCGAUUUUUCCUCUGAACUUCUUGCUGCAUAGUUGGAUACCAUUGGCUAUCGAUGCUGUCUUUCAAGUAACAUUUCUAGCUGCUAUGCUUAUGUUUUGGCUCUGUGCCUUCCACGGCAUUCGUCAGAGUGAAAGAACCUUUGUUGGUUUUUACCUUCCAAAAAUUAUGAUCGUUGGAAUAAUGUGGGUCAUAGGAUGUGUCUUGCUGGGUUGGCAACAACACAAUGAGCUGUUUGAUCCUUCAUAUCAAUACAAAGUUGAUAUUGGUCAUUUUGUGGGUUUGAAAAUUUUCUUCUUCAUUGUCGGUGGUAUUUACUUGCUUUACUUGAUAAUUCUGAUUGUGAAGGCCUACUUUGAGCUGCGAAACAUGCCAUAUUUUGAUGUACGCGUGAAGUUUCUGACUGGCUUAAUGCUCAGUGUCGUUGCUAUUAGUCUAACAGCCACUGGUAUGAGAUUUGGAACUGCUAUCGUUCAAGAUAACUUCGUUGCUGAAAUCACGACGCAGUACCAAAAUUCUGCGGAGUUCCUGUGCUUUUAUGGUUUAUUUAAUUUUUACCUCUACACAAUGGCAUUUGUGUAUUCACCAUCAAAGAGCGCAGUAAAAGAUGCACUUAACAGGGACAACACAUCAUUCACAAUGUUGUAUGAUUCAGAUGAAGAUGUUAUUUACGGGCGAAAGUCAUCUAAGAGAGGGACCCCAAAAGAAGAUAAGAGCGAGGAAGAAGAUGCUUUUUGACAUGCACAGUAUUCCUAACACUGAAUUAUGACGUUAUUAAUAAAACCAAAACAGCAGUUUAGUUGAUCUUUUACAGGAAUAUCCUGUGAAAAGAGGAUGCCCUAUCUGGUCUUCAAAACAUUACGUUUAUUAAUGUUUUUCUCUAGAAUUUUAUGGCUCAUUCAACAAAAAACCCUUCUUUGUUCACCCAGCCCGUAAGGAGUAUCCUUUACUCUCUUUCGACAAGAACCUUCGUGACAUGUACCCAAGCUACCUAUCUUAGGGUGUGUGGUUCUGUUGUUAAUUUUUAAUCAUCAAAAAGUGACCUUGAAUCCUAUUAUGAAAAUUUAUUUAAAUGUAUAUAAGACAGAAAUUUGAUAAUCUUGUUUUGAACUCGCCAUACUUACAAACUUAACAAUCAAAUUAUUCUUAAUGCUGUGUUGUUUAAACCAUGACUAUUGGUUCUGAAAUGUAUUUAUUUCGUGAGGUAUUAACUAUGCAUUACCUAUAACCUUCAUAAAAAUGUAACAUUAUUGAAAAGUGAGAUGAGAUAAGAAACUUG